AUGAGCUGGAAGCUGGGGCCGGACUCGCCCCCCGUCUACGCCCUGGAGGGGGCGGUGGCGGUCGCCGGCCGGGGCGUGCAGUGGCUGCGGGACCAGCUGAAGAUCAUCGACGCUGCGCCAGAGGUCGGCGACCUGGCGGCGUCCGUGCCGGACUCGGGCGGCGUCACCUUCGUGCCGGGCUUCUCGGGCCUCCUCGCGCCGUGGUGGCGCUCCGACGCCCGCGGCGCGCUGGUCGGGAUGACCUUGCAGACGAGCCGGGGGCACAUCGCGAGGGCCAUGCUGGAGGGCGUGGCUUUCCAGACCGUCGACGUGAUGCGAGCAAUGGAGCAGGACAUCGGCCACCCCAUCAAGGCCGUGAAGACCGACGGCGGCCUCACCCAGUGCGAUUUGAUGAUGCAGAUCCAAGCCGACGUCAUGGGAUCCCCGGUGCUCCGGGCGAAGAUGCCCGAGGCCACGGCGUUGGGGGCAGCUUUUGCCGCCGGGCUGCAUGUGGGCUUCUACAGCGGCGCGGAGGAGAUCCACGAGAUCCUAAAGUGGCACGGCGGCUACACCCAGUUCAAGCCCGUGACCGCCGCCGCCGAGCGCGAGGCGGCGGUGCGCCGGUGGCACGACGCGAUCAGCAGGAGCCUCAUGGACAGCGCCCCGCCUCCGCUCGCGGCGCCCGGCGCGUAG
Molecule: messenger RNA, 672 nt
Organism: Prorocentrum cordatum
Lineage: Eukaryota; Dinophyceae; Prorocentrales; Prorocentraceae
Source: the annotation of a GenBank genome assembly